This is a messenger RNA of Branchiostoma floridae (Florida lancelet), 1271 nucleotides long. Its product is annotated as serine/threonine-protein kinase mos-like. The record is from RefSeq and is a predicted model, not a curated record. Gene Ontology annotation, biological process: protein phosphorylation. The transcript has 3 exons. Gene Ontology annotation, molecular function: protein tyrosine kinase activity; ATP binding. The coding region runs from base 136 to 747 and encodes 203 amino acids. NCBI's taxonomy places the organism in Eukaryota, Metazoa, Chordata, Leptocardii, Amphioxiformes, Branchiostomatidae.
AGAAAGGUGAAGAAACACCCGAACCUGAUACAUCUCAGCGGCUUCUCGCGGAUUGGUCAACUUCCAUGCCUCGUUUUCACUCCCGUGGUGACGGACCUGCGCACAAGGAUCUCCGAGAUCCACCAAUCAGCGCUCAUGAAGAACGCCUACGCGCCCUAUGACGUGUUGCUGGGAGACAUGACGCAGGUGCUGAACGGGUUAGAGUACCUGCACAGCAAGGGUCUCGUGCACCUCGACUUGUCGCUCAGCACCGUGGCGGUUGACAGCAACCACGUUGUGAAGCUGACGAACAUCGGGAAACCCCGUGAGGCCAGUUUACCGCAUCAGGGGUCCUUCGACGCGACGAAGGCGGAGGGAUAUGUCUACCUGGCACCCGAGGUCCUGCGGGGACAGGACUACGUCACCGAGUCGGACAUGUACGCCGUAGGUCUCAUGAUGUGGGAAAUAUGCUACAGGGGAACUGCUUACGUGGAUGAGAACGUCAAAACUUUUGCAGAGCUGAAAAGCUUCGUCUGCAGCAACCGCCGACCAAAGACGCCAGAGGACCCGAGCGAUGGGGGCUACAUCCGGGAACCCAGGGACUACAACAAGUGGACGGCCGUCAUGGCGUGCUGCUGGGCCAACGAGCCGGAGAGUCGUCUGACGGCGAGCAGCUGGCGGGAGAACAUCAACAAGACAGGAGACUCGAGAUCCGGCUCGCUUCGACUCAGCUUCCACGAUGAACACUUUCAGACUAACGACACCUGACAAUGGACUAUAGUGCACUGAGACCAAACCCUAGCCUAUGCUGUUCAGGCCACCUCACGUCAAUAUAGGAUUUUAGAACAAAGAAAUGAUUCAUACGUUAUUUUCGUACAUACAGUGAAGCGCUUAUCGACAAUCGUUCGACACAGUCCUCUGAACCUCAUCACGUUGAAAUGACAGGAAGCACAUGUCACGUGACCUGAAGGGAAGUGUGACGUCAGGAAUGGGUCAAAGGUGCCCGGCAGUUGUUAACGGCUUCCGUCUCGAUUGGUUGAUAUAGUGUGAUGUAAGAAAUUAAAGUAAGAACAGGGUUCUUCAAAGUGCAAUGCCACGUUUACACACAUGUCAUUCAGGAGACAAAUAACUGUUUGCAAUAGCCAUGGAAAAUGUUAGAUAGCCUUCACGUACCACUAGAGUCAAGAGUACUCUAUGUGUGCGCGUGUUUUUUUGCAUCUAGUCUUUUACCUGAUACCUCCCAUGUACGAGUAAGAAUACAAUACAUUAAAAAAAUAACUAUGCAGACUUUA